CCACAUUAGGUAAUUCCGUACAUUUUAUUUAAGGAAAUAAUAAAGUACAUUAAUGAUGAAUUUAUUGUUAGUUUAAUAAAAAACUUAUUAUAUAAUUAGAUGGACCAACAUAUUUCUCUAAUGAUUUUAAGAAUCAUCCUAUUAUUGACAUGUGGUUACAAAAAUAAGUUGUACUUCUCAAAUAAUAUACAUAGGAUGAUAGAAGGAUUCUUAAGAUAGUUUGAGUUCCAUUAAGUAUCAGAAAUCCGCUUGCAAGAUUUGUCGUGUCUUUUGGACAAGAUGAAAGAAUGGUAAAACAUGUGACUCAAUCGUAUUUGACACCUAGAAUAUUUUAUAUGUAUUGACUUUAGGUUAUUUAUUUAAUCGCUGACAUGACCGAUAAAUCACCUACCUCCUGCAUACUAAACACCAUGGAUCAUUUCAUAAGCUCCAGAUAUUGUCUCAUAGAAAUUACACAACGAACAUAAAAAAUACAGCUUUAUAUAUAUUAUUUCCAUGGCUUCUUAUUGUUCUUCGUCUGGCUCUAGCUGUUGGAGAUAUGACGUCUUUCCCAGCUUCCGAGGAGAAGAUGUCCGCGGAAAUUUCCUCAGCCACUUGGUCAAAGAGUUUGAAAACAAGGGAAUAAUUACAUUCAAAGAUGAUCUAAUCGAAAGAAGCCAUACAAUCAGCCUGGAGAUCAUAGAAGCCAUAAGAACAUCUAAAUUUUUUGUGGUGUUAUUCUCAGAGAACUAUGCUUCUUCUAGUUGGUGUCUGGAUGAGUUGGUUGAGAUAUUAAAGUGCAAGGAAGAAAAGAGGCUAGAACUGCUACCAAUUUUCUACAAAGUGAAUCCAGCUGAUGUAAGAAACCAGACUGGGCAAUUUGGGGGUGGCUACCGAGAAACUUGUCAAGGGAAGGAUAGUGAGAAACAAACUAAAUGGAAGGCAGCCUUGAUCAAAGCGGCAAAUGUUGCUGGAGAGGCUUCUUAUAACUGGAAAAGUGAAGCAGAUUUUAUCACAAAAAUCGCAAGAGAUAUAUCGGCCAAACUCAAUGCUACGCCAUCAAAGGAUUUUGAAAACGUAACUGGAAUUGAAUCCCAUAUGAGAAAGAUGUUUCCACUUUUAUGUUUAGAAGAUAAUGAAGUUAGGAUGGUAGGGAUUUGGGGUCCUCCAGGUAUAGGUAAGACCACCAUUGCCAGGGUGUUACACAGUCGCCUUUCUAGUGAAUUCCGCUUUACGGUUCUUAUGGAGAACGUUAGGGGAAACUAUCAAAGAACUAUUGACAGUGGCGAAUACAACUUACAAGUACGUUUACAAACAGAGCUUUUGUCCAAAAUAUUUAACCAAAAAGAUUUGAGGGUUAAUCAUUUAGGGACAAUAGAAGAAAGGCUAAAGAGACAAAAAGUCCUCAUUGUUCUUGAUGAUGUGAAUAAGGUAGAGCAGUUAGAAGCCUUGGCUAACGAGAUACAUUGGUUUGGUCCUGGAAGUAGGAUUAUCAUUACCACUGAAGAUAAACAGAUAUUGGUAGGGCAUGGAAUCAACCAUAUAUACGAGGUUAAAUUGCCAUGCAGAAAAACAGCAGUUGAGAUCUUAUGCAUCUAUGCUUUCAAACAAAGUGCACCACCAGAAGGUUUCAUGGACGUGGUGGUUGAAGUAGCAGAGAUCUCUGGUCAUCUUCCUUUGGGUCUCCGUGUCUUAGGUUCUCAUAUGCGCGGAAAGAACAAGGAUCGGUGGAAACUUGAACUAAGAAGACUCACAACUAGUCUUCAUGAAAAGGUGGAGAAAAUGCUAAAAAUUAGCUAUGAUGAGUUACAUGUUAGAGAUAAAGCUCUGUUCCUUCACAUUGCAUGUAUGUUCAAUGGUGAGAAUAUUGAUCUAGUGACGCAACUACUUGUCAAUAGUGACUUAGAUGUGAGUCUUGGGCUCCAAGUCUUGCUUGAUAAAUCUCUCAUUCAAAUAACUGCUGAUAGAGAAAUAGUAAUGCACAAUUUGUUACAAAAACUGGGAAGAGAAGUCGUUAAGCAGCAAUCAAGCGACCCUGGAAAGCGUCAGUUCUUGUUCAAUACAAAGGAGACUUGUAACAUACUUGGGAAUAAUACAGGGUCAGGAAAAAUACUUGGUAUAUCAUUAGAUAUAUCCGAGAUCCAAAAUGAUCUCUCCCUGAGUGAGAGAGUCUUUGAAGACAUGCGCAACCUCAUGUUCCUAAGAUUCUACGACAAGACAAUUGAUGAAAAAACAAGUUUGAAACUGCACCUACCUCGGGGGCUAAACUACUUGCCUACUCUAAGUUUAUUACAUUGGGUUGCAUAUCCAAUGAAGUAUAUUCCUUCUCAGUUUCGUCCAGAAAGUCUUGUGGAACUCCGCAUGAUGCAUAGCCAAGUGGAGAAGCUUUGGGAAGGCACCCAGACCCUUGCAUACCUCAAGACGAUAGAUUUGAGCUUCUCCAAGAACUUGAAAGAAGUUCCUGAUCUUUCAAAGGCUAUAAGUCUUGAGACACUGUGUCUCCAAGGUUGCGAAAGCUUGGUGGACCUUCCUUCCUCUGUCUUAUAUCUUCAGAAACUAAAAUGGUUAAGGACGACUAUGUGUGCAAAGCUAAAAGUUGUACCACCUAACAUCAAUCUGGCAUCUCUGGAGGUUGUUGACAUGGAAGGAUGUUCACAGUUGAAAACUUUUCCGGAUAUCUCAAAGAACAUCGAGACAACCUUUAUGGGAAACACAGGGAUAGAAGAAAUACCUCCAUCAGUUGGUCAAUGGUCUCGCCUCGAAUCGCUUGAUAUAAACAGCUGUAGAAACCUCAAAAUGUUUUCACAUCUUCCCAAGACUUUAGUAUAUCUAUACCUAACUGGUAGUGGUAUUGAAAUGAUCCCAGAUUGCAUCAAAGAUCUUCAGUGGCUGUACUACUUAUACCUCGAUGGUUGCAAAAGACUUGUAUCACUGCCGGAGCUUCCAGGUUCAAUUAAGAUUCUCUCAGCAAACAAUUGUAAAUCACUUGAGAAAAUAUCUUCAUCUUUCAACAGUCCAAAAGCAAGAGUAGAAUUUAGCAAAUGUUUGAGUCUAGAUGGAGAAGCACGGAGAGCAAUUAUGCAACAAUGGAUUUACAAGAGAGCAUGUUUACCUGGCCGAGAAGUUCCUCCGGAAUUCAAUCACCGUGCGAGAGGAGAUUUCUUGACCGUCAAUCUUGGAGAUGUUGCAGCUUCUGGAUUUAAGGCUUGCCUCUUGCUUUUGCCAAGCGGGAGUAACAAAGUUUGCACUGUAUAUUGUCAUCUCAUAGGUAAGGAAGGUCGCCUCAUUGCAAAACAUAGAUUUGGGGGAGUUUUCAAGGACUUUGUCGCAGCGCAUCUGUUUAUAUUUUACUCUGUCUUACUUGAACAAGUGGACGUGAUACGGUUUGAAUUCAGCAGCAUACACUACGAGAUUACUGAAUGUGGUGUACAAAUAUUGACUGAUGCUUCAUAGAGUAGCAGCAAUGGAUCAGGGUUACCAUUAAGUCAUUACCAAACUAAAGAGCGACGAAUCAUAUGUGAGGCCUUGAUGUCUCUUGGGCCAUCCUGGGCUAGCUACUGGGCUUCGUACAAGACCUGAAAAAAUAAGGAAAUUGGAUUAGUUUCAUCAUUAUCCAAGAAGUUUAUAAAUCUUUAUAAACUUAGGAUAAACAUGUUAUUCCUUUUACAACAAGGAAUCACAUUAGAUAAUCUUGUAUAAUAGAGGUCUAGACUCUCAUUGUUAGACACAACAACAAAACAUAUAAUCUCUCAUAGAACACACAACUAGUGCGAGGCUUGUAAUCUUUUCGAUUCAUAGUGAUAUAGAGUUUGUCUCCGGUUUGGAGAGAACUCGCCAAACAUAUUGGUGUGUCGAUUCAUGUGUUACAAGAAUAGCCAAGGUCGAUUCUCUACAAGUGGCAUCAGAGCUUAGACUAACAGAGAUCCAAGUUAUAGAGAUUCGAAGCCAAGGUUCAAUAAACAAGCAAGGAGAAUUCUUAUCUGGUUUGGUGAAGAAUACUCUGCUCGUUGGUAUUGAAGCUUGACGGUCACGGCGUGUUACAGCAACCUGCAAACAAAGAAACAAAGUUUACGGGUUAAUAAAGGAUGAAAGCAACUUCAAGGAAAUUUGAAGUGGAGAAAUUCGAUGGGAAGGAUAACUUUGGUCUAUGGAAGUAUAAGAUGCUAUGUCAGCUUGAGAUAGUAGAUUUAGGUUCUGUUCUUAAGGAGGAAACUCCUUCUACGGAUGUUGAAGGUGAAGAACAGAAGGAUACUAAACCUGAUCCUAAGGAGCAAGACCGGAAGCUGCGUACAAAGA
Molecule: messenger RNA, 4275 nt
Organism: Brassica napus (rape)
Lineage: Eukaryota; Viridiplantae; Streptophyta; Magnoliopsida; Brassicales; Brassicaceae
Product: putative disease resistance protein At4g11170
Exons: 4
Coding region: 496-3432 (978 amino acids)
Biological process (GO): defense response; signal transduction
Molecular function (GO): ADP binding
Source: RefSeq, a predicted model, not a curated record